Messenger RNA from Umbelopsis ramanniana AG, 689 nucleotides. RefSeq lists its product as uncharacterized. The transcript has a single exon. The record is from RefSeq and is a predicted model, not a curated record. NCBI's taxonomy places the organism in Eukaryota, Fungi, Mucoromycota, Umbelopsidomycetes, Umbelopsidales, Umbelopsidaceae. Bases 90 to 296 code for a protein of 68 amino acids.
UGUCUUUUAUGAUAGUAUAAACCGGCUACUAUUAAUAUUGAAGAUCACAUCGCUUUUUUCCAUGUGAAAAGCAAUUUACAGAGUCUUACAUGACCUUCGUUCUAAAUAAAAUCUACUGUGGCUGUAGCCAAGUAAGCAUCACAACCAAAUCCUUUGUAGGUUCUGACGCUUCAUCUGUGCUCCAGCAAAAAGGCUAUUUCUAUUUUUUUUUAUUUUUUAUAAAUCUUAUACAUCUGCGCAUAUCUUUUCUUAAACAGCAUGUCUGUAAGGUCACUGUGACAAAGUCCGGUGUAUAAUGUCGAUUAUGAACCAACUUUCUUCAAAAAUCCUUUUAGCAAUUGCCUAUAUCAUAGCCAUACUAUAUAACGUUACGGGCUAUUGUAUGAUACGGCAGAGAUGAGGUUUCAACGCGUGAAAGUGCCAUCAGGUAUUUAGCCUUGGAAGGCUUCACUCGCCUCCUAGCGGUAGAAAAGUAACGAGGUCUUCAUUGCAGCUUUAGAAGUUGUGAGCUCAAAUGACUAGAAAGAUAAUUAAUUUGCCUAACAUUGGAUCGAAAUGGAACAGGAAAUGUUCUGGAGAAAGUUAUGACUGCAAGUUGAGACGCAUUCGGUCUGAGUGCUAUAGCCUGCAAAAGAGAGGGUUGAAAGGAUUCAAAUUGUCAACCAGAGUUUUGAAGGUCCGCCCAGCGA